AUGUCUGCGGCAGAGGUUGAUCUCGACCAACUCUCUGACAGUGAGAGAUUGGCUCUAGAUCAGUAUUCAGGGGUAACAGGACAGGACCCUGCAGAGGCUAUACCGUUGCUGCGUCGGUCACAAUGGAAUGUUCAGAUUGCUAUCUCCAAGUUCUUUGAUGGGGAAGGUCCUGAUCCACUGGAAGAAGCUCGAGCUGCUCUCUCUGAACCUGCACAGCCCUUUCAGCCACGACCAGGAGUCAAUCUGAUGCAUGAAGACAUUCUGCAACAAGUUCGACCAUCCCGUCACAGCUCCGAGCCUGCCCCACGGAUUGAUACGCAGCCCGAGAAUCAGCCUGCCCACCGACCCCCUCUUAUUCUUGCCAUCAUCUUCACCCCGUUCAACCUUAUCUACCGACUUCUCCUCAGCUCCUUCCGACUCUUUGGGACACUCUUUCCCUUCCUUCCACGGCUUUUACACGCAACCGCGAGCCCGGCGCUUCAAGGGACUCGACAAAACACAACCGGGCGUCGACCGCUGGCGCCCAAGGAUACAGCUGCGCGAUUCAUUCGAGAAUUCGAAGAGGAAUACGGUGCAAAUCCUCUUCCUUUCCUUGAGAAUGGGUACAACAUGGCCUUGGAGCGAGCUCAUCGCGAACUCAAGUUUUUGUUGGUGGUUUUAUUGUCUCCCGAGCACGACGACACACAUACCUGGGUCAGAGAGACCCUCCUGUCACCCGAGGUGGUUGAAGUCAUCAAUCCUUCGGGUAGCGAUGGAGAAGUUGUCGUCUGGGGCGGCAAUGUUCGUGAUUCGGAAGCUUACCAAGUUGCCAACUCGUUGCGGGUGACCAAAUUUCCCUUUGCGGCCGUCAUCUGUCACACUCCCAAUGUUUCUUCCACCGCCAUGUCUGUCGUCGCUCGUAUUGGCGGACCUCUGUCCGCGUCGGAGUUUAAGCAACGACUGACUACUGCUUUGGACUCCAACCGGGCGCCACUAUCACAGAUUCGUCAGGAACGAAGCCAACAGCAGGCCUCCCGGAACCUUCGUGAAGAGCAAGACUCUGCGUAUGAGCGAUCCUUAGCAAUUGAUCGCGAACGCGCUCGUCUUCGCCGAGAGGCGGAGGCAGCUCAACAGCGAGAAGAGCAGGCUGCUGCAGAGCGUGAGGCUGCAGAGCAGAAGCACCAGCGGGAUUUGGCUCAAUGGAAGCUAUGGCGAGUACAACAGCUAGGCGCAGAACCGGAAGCGGAUGAGAAGGAUACAGUGCGGGUUAGCGUGCGAUUGCCCUCAGGCGAUCGCAUUAUGCGCCGUUUUGCACCCGAUGCAGAUAUAGAAGAGCUAUAUGCAGUAGUCGAGUGCUACGAAACUUUACAGGACGAAUCUCGGCCCACCGACGUGGAAAAGCCCGAUGGCUACGAGCAUCAGUACGGGUUCCGCUUGGUGUCCCCAAUGCCGCGCGCAGUCCAUGCCCUCGAGGGCGGUGGCACGUUACGCGAAAAGAUUGGACGGGGUGGCAAUCUACUCGUCGAACCCAUUGAAGAAGACGAAGAAGAAGAAGAAGAUGAUGAUGAUGAAGGAAUGGCUGAAAAUAACUCGACAUGA
Molecule: messenger RNA, 1578 nt
Organism: Penicillium oxalicum
Lineage: Eukaryota; Fungi; Ascomycota; Eurotiomycetes; Eurotiales; Aspergillaceae
Product: clathrin-mediated endocytosis regulator UBX3
Exons: 2
Coding region: 1-1578 (525 amino acids)
Cellular component (GO): endoplasmic reticulum
Molecular function (GO): ubiquitin binding
Source: RefSeq, a predicted model, not a curated record